AUGGCCUUCGUGGCUCCCCGGGGCCCCAAGGAUUCAAAAGACAGGGGCCCUGCAGACCCGCAGCAGCAGCAGCAGCAGCAGCAGCAACAGCAGCAGCAGCAGCAGCAGCAGCAGCAGAGUGGCACGACCAAGGAUGUGUCUGCUAGCUCCAGCUCUUCUAAAGCACUGACAGCAGCUGCGGCGGCCCCCGCAGCAGCAGCUGCAGCAGGAGAAGCAGCAGCAGCAACAGGAGAAGCAGCAGCAGCAGCAGCAGCAGCAGCAGCAGGGCCUCCAGUGCUCGUGGAAUGCUUCUAUGUCUCCGGCAGCAAACUGCUGGCAGCAAAAGAAGUCGAAAGGAUUUCCAAAAAGGUCCUGGAGGCCCAGGGGGCCCCCCUGGGUGCUGCUUUUGUUUUAUCUGCUGCUGCUUUUGCUGCUGCAUGCAAACAGUUUGCUGCUGCAGUGCAGCAGCUCUAUGUCCGCGGCGGCUGGCUGCUGGCCACCGUCGAGCCAGUGCCCCCGCCAGCGCAGCAGCAGCAGCAGCAGCAGCAGCAGCAGCAGCAAGAGCAGCAGCAGCAGCAGCAGCAGCAAGAGCAGCAGCAGCAGCAGCAGCAGCAGCAAGAGCAGCAGCAGCAGCAGCUGCUGCGGGUGGAGUUCAGGGCUAAAGAGCCGCUGCUGGACUCUCCGCCGCUUGCUGUGGAGUUCGCGCCGGCGGGGGCGGAGGAGCAGCAGCAGGAAGCAGCAGCAGCAGCAGCAACAGCAGCAGCAGCAGCAGCACCAGCAGCAGCAGCAGCAGCAGCAGCAGGCAGGACUAAAGCCAAAACUCUUGAGUGGUUUCUGGGGCUGCAGGGAGGGGCCCCUUUUAGGUGGAAUGCCCAGAGGUGGGAGGCCCUCCUCAGAAGUGGGCUGUUUGAGAGCGCGUCUGCUGCUGCAGCACUGCAGCAAAACGGCAGCGUGAAGCUGCUGCUGCAGCUAAAGGAAAGCCAGCGGCGGCAGUUGUCUCCAGGCUUAUCAUUCGACGGCUCCCUCAAAAGGUGUUUAGCAGAAAUAAAAUACUUCGACAAAAAUCUCGGGGGUUUAGCGUGGGCCCUAAAGGGGGCCCUAAGGCGUACCCUGGGGGGCCCCCUGGGGGGGGCCCCCAGGGGCCCCUUUGGGGGGCCCCCCCAGCAAAGCCACGCUGCGGAGCUGUGCCUUUCUAAUGAGACCCUGCGGCAGCCUGCGGGCCUCCCAGUCACACGCAUAACCCUCUCCGACAAGACCUUCUUUGCCCAGGGGCCCCCGGGGGCCCCGGGGGCCCCUGGGGCCCCGGGGGCCCUGGGGGCCCCUGGGGCCCCGGGGGCCCCAGGGGCCCCCAACUCAGUGAAGGGGGGCCCCCCAGGGGGCCCCCUACCCUGUAUAGGGAAGCGGCGGACAGCAGCUGCUUGGAGACUGGAUGUGCCCCUAGUGGGGGGCCCCCAGGGGGCCCCCCAGGGGGGCCCCCAGGGGGGCCCCCUGGGGGCCCCCCAGGGGGGCCCCCUGGACGCGAAGUUGCUUGAAGUGUGGGGCCAGUUUGAAGUAGAAGCUUAUCGAGAAGUGCUGCUGCUGCAGCCAGAGAAAAAGGGGGGCCCCCAGGGCCCUGGGGGCCCCCCCUUUUCUGUGGGGGGCCCCCCCAGGGGCCCUGGGGCCCCCCGGCAAGGCCCAGGGGGGGCCCCCCUGGCAGCAGGGUUUGGGGGGCCCCUGCAGCAGCAGCGGGAGUGGCUGGGGAAGCUGCGGGGGGCCCUGGGGGGCCCCCCUGUGAUGAGUUUUGCUGCUGCUGCUGCAGACCCGCUGCUGUCGGGGGCCCCCCUUGGCCAAGACACAGCAAAAGCAACUGUCUCUUUUGCUGCUGCUGCGCGGCAGCAAAGAGACAGCAGAUUCCUAGGCAGCGGCUGUGUCUUGUGUGCAUGCAUGCGCUUGCUGCAGCCGCUGGAAGCGUCUGUACACCUCAGCGCCGGUGUGGGGGCCUCAGCAGCGCUCACUGCUGCUUCUGUUGCAGCAGCAGCAAAAGGAGCUGCGGAGACAUUGUGGGGUGCCCCAGAGUCCCCAGCAGCAGCAGCAGCAGCAGCAGCAGCAGCAGCAGCAGCAGCAGCACGGGGGCCCCUCAGCAGCAGCCCCACAGCUCAAAGGGCGCUGCGCCUCCUCAGGGCUGGAGGGGCCGCGGCGACGAAGGCGCUGACGGAGCGGCUUCCCUUCGUCGGUGCUGCUGUGCUGCAGCAGCAGCAGCAGCAGCAGCAGCAGCAGCAGCAGCAGCAGCAGCAGCAGCAGCCCUGCGCGCAGCCCUUCGUGCGGCUGGACGCUGAAGGGACCCUCAGCGUUACCCCCUAUGCCUUUCUAAAGAGGCGCCCAGCCGAGUGCCUCCCAGGGGGCCCCCUGGGGGCCCCCCUGGGGGCCCCCCUGGGGGCCCCCCUGGGGGGCCCCCUGGGGGGCCCCCAUGGGGGGCCCCCGGGGGGCCCCCCCCGGGGCCCUUGGGGCCCCCUCGCCCGUCUUGUAGACUGGCGGGGGAUCUGCAUGCAGUCCAGGUGGGGGGCCCACCUCUUUGUGGGGCCCCACUUGCUGCAGCAGCUGCUGCAUGCGCGGCGGGGCUCGCUGCCUACAGCAGCAGCAGCAGCAGCAGCAGCAGCUGCUGCUGCUGCUGCGGAGGGGCCCCCUGGGGAAGUCCCCACACUUGAAGCCCGGGGGGCCCCCAGGGGCCUCGAACGUUUUGCUGCUGCUGCAGGGGCCCUCAGAGCGCCCCACACUUUCAUUGUUUCUGCUGCACAUUCGCUGGCUGUUCCCUUUGUUGUCAGGCGGCAGCUAUUCUACGGAAAAGAGGAGACAUCAGUACCCCUUUUACUACUUCUUGUGUUUAUUGAUGGGGCCCUCAUGCCCUUCUCCAGUUCCACAGAGGGGCCCCCAGGGUGUGGGGCGGGGGGCCCCCCUGCAGCAGCAGCAGCAGCAGCUGCUGCUACUUCACAGGCCGCUCCCGCAGCAGAAGCAGCAGCAGCAGACGCAGCAGCAGCAAGCGCUGCUGCUGCAGCAGACGCUGGGGCUGCUGGAGAGGCGGCAGCCCCCUCUGUGCUAGUCGAAGAAGAGCCGCGCAGCAAGCUAGGAUCAGCAGCAGCAGCAGCAGCAGCAGCAGCUGCUGCUGCUGCUGCUGCUGCUCCCUGGCAAGCAACAGCUGGAGUUGCUCUGCGGCUGCGCCCGCUGCAGUUUGGCCUCACCUGGAAUUUAAAAGCCCCAAACGAAGGCUUCCGCUUCUUCCUUCGCCUUAAACACUGA
Messenger RNA from Eimeria necatrix, 3252 nucleotides. RefSeq lists its product as hypothetical. The record is from RefSeq and is a predicted model, not a curated record. The transcript is spliced from 6 exons. Bases 1 to 3252 code for a protein of 1083 amino acids. NCBI's taxonomy places the organism in Eukaryota, Apicomplexa, Conoidasida, Eucoccidiorida, Eimeriidae.